AUGGGGCCAGCGCAUGGGGCCAGUGGUGGAGCAGCGGUGGUGCAGUGGUGGAGGGGAUCUGGACUCGCCCUGAAAGGUGGGGUCUAUCCCGGCACAACUUUCUUUCAAAACUUACCGAAUAAUCCAACAUCCACUAUUAUGUAA
Knipowitschia caucasica is the source of this 144-nucleotide messenger RNA. Lineage: Eukaryota; Metazoa; Chordata; Actinopteri; Gobiiformes; Gobiidae. The record is from the annotation of a GenBank genome assembly.